Saprolegnia diclina VS20 is the source of this 1602-nucleotide messenger RNA. RefSeq lists its product as hypothetical. Lineage: Eukaryota; Oomycota; Saprolegniomycetes; Saprolegniales; Saprolegniaceae. The coding region runs from base 39 to 1583 and encodes 514 amino acids. The transcript has a single exon. The record is from RefSeq and is a predicted model, not a curated record.
UGACGGCCCAUGUUGUAUUUAAAUUUCGGGCUCGGGCGAUGGAGGACGUCGACGACGAGGCCAUCAGCAUCGAGCUCCUCCGCGAGGACAACCUCAUGCUCGAGGAGCGCAUCGAGGCCAUGAGCAAGAAGUGCAGUGCCAUGCAGCAGGCCAAGCUGGAGGCUGAGGCGCGCGCUGCAGCGCUCGAUGCGGACCUCGCCGCCCUCCGCAAGGUUGCUGCUGGCCAAGAACAAGUCGACCCCAACAGCGCUGCCGACUGGCACGACGAGCGUGCCAAACUUCUCGAAGAGGUUCAAACGCUACUCAAGGUGAAGGAGCUCAACGAGAAGCGCGUCGGCGAUCUCUCCAAGGACCUGCAACGCCUCUACAAGCGGCUCAAGACGGCCGAGCCAACGACCGGCGACUCGGAAUACGUCGAGCCGUUGUUGCAGGACCAAGAGACGUGGCAGAAGCAGCAGCAGCUCGUGCAGGACCUCCUGCGCCAGUGCAAAGAGAAGGUGUACGCCGAGAAGCACGCGCACAAGCGGCGACGCGUGGACCCCGACACCUCGGAGCACGACAAAAGCCUCCAGGAGGUCAUUGCGCACUUCAGAACCGAGGCGAGCGAGCGCAACGAGUUUGAGAAGCUCGAGGCGCAACUGCUGCAGGAGCGGCUGAGCGAACUGGAGGCGCAGGGUGGUGAGCCGAGGUCGGAGCCCGUGUCGACGGUCGACGUAUCCGACCUGGAGACCCAAAUCGCUUCGCUCAACGAAGAGAACAAGAAGGGCAGGCUCUUUGUCUCGGCGCUCCAAGACGACCUGAAGCGGCUCGCGCACGAAAAGCUGCAGCUCGCCAAAGACAUGCAGGAGGCGCAGCGGCGCAUCCAGGCGCUCACGAUGGACAACCUCCAGUUCAAGCUCGAGAAGAACGAACUCAAGCACCAAGUCCAGAGCGAAGUGACGAAAAACGCAGCACUGCAAGACCAAGUCGACGACGUCACGCGGCAACUUGCAGAGGCCACCGCGGAGGCAAGCCAGCUCCAAGACCACCUCGUGGCGGCGCAAACGCAGCUACUCGCUGCGGAGGCCGAGGUCGCAGACUUGCACAAACGACUCCAGGAAGCCACUGCAUCCACGAGCACAGCUGCCGCGGCGCGCUACGACCUCGAGACGACGCUCGAAGCGGCAGAGAAAGCGCGCGACGAGCUCGCCGAGGCCAAGGGCUUUUGGGAAGACAAAGCUGCCAAGCUGGAGCGGGUCGUACUCCAGUAUGGAUCUGAGAUCCAGUCGCUCAAGUUGUCGCUGGCCGACGCCGAGGCCGCGGGGCCACCCGAGCACACCCCGGCGUCCGUCGCGCACGGCCAGUCCAUGGUGCAGCAGUUCUAUUUGCGCUACUACAAGGCGGCUGAGACGUCGCACCGGUCGCUCCUCGACGCCACGCGGGCCAAAGAUGCAGCGCUCGCAGCACAAGGUGCCGACCUCACGCACAUUCGCCACGUACUCUCGUCCAUCGUGCACGCUUCGUUGCCAGACGACGUGUCGAGCACGCUCCAAGGGCUGCUUGCGGGCCUCGAGAGGCCAGAGUUACAUACAGAGUCAAUGUAGAACCGCAUUAUUAGUGUCG